UUUGUUUUGCUGCUUUGUCUUUGUUUUCCCAUCACACGUCUGCUUUCAAUGGUCACGAGGAAACUGGACUUCUCCUGUUACAAGUGUUUUAUUCUGUCACGUUUGCUCCAGCAGAAACAAAUGUCCUUCCCAGCCAAGAUGCGUGCCGUGUCGUGCAGCGUCUUCCUCCUCCUCCUCUGCCUCCUCGCCCUCACCGGUGCCAAGCGCCAGCCUGCACAAGACAAACGUGGCAAAUCCAAUCAGCCUCCGCCGUCUCCCCAGCCAGCCAAGCGGCCCCGGAGCCGCUCGGUUCUCAGUUCGGGGGAGCUGACCACCAAGGACGGCCACCGCUGCACUUGGCAGACGUCUGGCGAGGGUCUGGUGACCCUGCUGGUGAACUGCAGCAGCGGAACUGAAGGAGAUCAGGAGAGCAGAUACUGGUGUCGUUACGCUGGGAAACCAGACCUCUGCCAGGCCUACGGGGUGAAGUCCAGCCAGUACUGGAAGCAGCUGGUGGGAAAGCUGAAGAAAAGGGGGAAGGCCUGCGGAGAGAAAUUCCUAAAGGCCAAAACCUGUAAGAAGGCGCCUCCCGAGGCCCACAUGAAGCUAGCCCAGCAGAGCGGAGGGGAGGAGAAGAAGGGAGGCAAAGAGGGAGGGAAGAAGAAAGGAGUAGCCGCUGAGAAGAGUGCAGAUGGAGAGAAGGUACAGAAGAAAAAGAGUAAGAAGGAGGAGGAAGAGGAGAAGAAGAGGAUGGAGGACAAGACUGGGUUUGAGGAGGAGAGAUUAAUGAACGACAUGGAGCCGGUGCAGGCUUAUUGCAGCGAGGGGUGGCACUCCGUCUGCUCCUUCUUUGUUAAGUUUUUUGAUGGUUGACGCGGCGUUUCCUCCUUUGUUCAUGGUGGCGUAAACACACAAUCUGAAAGCAAUCAAGGAAAAUGUUUUUGUAAUCUCUUUAGAAGUAGCUCAUUUGUAAGAUCCUGUAGAAGAAGAACAAUCCUGUACCAUUUAUGAAAGCCAGUUUAUCUGGAAUUUGGAAAAAAACUUUUGGUAAUAUCAGAUUUUUUAACUAUCAAAUUCUUUUGAUAAAUUAGGUCUACAGUUUGCAUCAAAUUUGCAACAUUGUGGGACAAUAUAUAAAGUUGCUGCAUGCAGCAACACCACCGCAGACCACAAAUAUGGACAUAAAUAUGGACAUGACGAGAAAGCUUAUACGUGUUAGACGCAGAAAAGUGCUCCUCUUCAAUUCAAUUAAAUCAUAUUCAAAAUACUUUAUUAAUCCCUGAAGGGAAUUGAUUUUCCAGUACAGCCCGAGUGUUAUAAAACAUGCUGGGAAUUCCCGCUACUGUGCAGUAUUUCCAGUGGCUCUUGGUCAACGCGGAGACCCCGUCAAACGCCCCCAUGUGGGCACAAGUGGUACUGCACAAGUGGUUCUGCAUAGCAUGGCCAUCUGAAUUGAUCUAUCGGUAAGCCCCGCCCCCUCAAAGGCAGAUGAGCCAAUGGCUGUUGAGUAUCAGUUCCACAGGGAACAGAACUCAGACUUUUCCCUGUUCAGAUCCACAGAAAAACAGUGGAAGAUCGUGAACUCUCAUCUGUUUUAUGGGGUUUAUGUCAAAAAAAGUAAAAAAAAAAAGAGAGAUUUGAAGUCAUGCCUUUCCUAAUUAAAAUAAUGUAAUGUUAAUUAAUUGAAUUUCACUCUGGGGUGCAUGAACAGUGCUGGAUGUUGUAAUCAGCAGUCAGGACGACAGUAAGAUUAAGCUUCUGCACAGCCUCAUCUCCAACUGAAUCCUAUUACCAAACAUAUAUUUUUAGAUUUUCUACAUAUCCCUUCAUGACAUGUUUAAAUCCCAUUUGAAUGCUCCUCAAUGAAAGGUGGUCCUUUUGCAUCCAAAAGUGUGUCUUAAACAUCUUGGGAGAAAGUUUUCACACAUUAUAAACCACCAUUAUAAACUAUUGGAGUUACAACACUAACUAAGGGGGGCGGGGCUUACCGAUAGGUCAGUUGUACAAAACUUUGAGAUAACGAAAGCAUAUUCAGCAUAAAUUGUCCCUCACAUUUAUUUCACACACUGACAUGUGCAGGCGUGACCUGACGGUGGAGAAAUUCUAAAUUCUGCAGGAAAAUCAAUCAGUCUGAUCAUGAUUUGAUCUCACAUUUUGUAAAUUAACUUUGUUUAGCUUUGGGAUGUGUUUUUGUUGUUGUACUUGUGCUUUCUAGAAAAAUUAAGUCUGACUUAGGUCUAUGAUGUUGGUGUGCCCUGAUUGAUUAAUGACAUGUUCUGAUGAUGAUGAUGAUGAUGAUGAUGAUGAUGAUGAUGACGACUUUGAUCACUUAGAUUAAUUAAUGAUUUCAGACUAAAACAUUCUCUAGACUUUACAUCGCCUCGUGUAAAAACAGUUUGUUAAAGGUUGUCAGUUGUUCCUAUUUGCACUGUUGCAGCAUUUGGUAAUGUCUUUAAGGAAAUGUUAACAAUACUUUGAACUCUACAAUAAAGUCUUUCAA
This is a messenger RNA of Cololabis saira (Pacific saury), 2479 nucleotides long. Its product is annotated as fibroblast growth factor-binding protein 2-like. The transcript has 3 exons. The coding region runs from base 49 to 852 and encodes 267 amino acids. NCBI's taxonomy places the organism in Eukaryota, Metazoa, Chordata, Actinopteri, Beloniformes, Belonidae. Gene Ontology annotation, molecular function: growth factor binding. Gene Ontology annotation, biological process: cell-cell signaling. The record is from RefSeq and is a predicted model, not a curated record.